UCUUCAUCCUUUGGCAACGCAGAUUUUGCAUUUUUUCUCUCUACAAUUCUUAAUUGACUUUCAAUUUAACUCUGCUCUGCUGUGCUAAUCUAUAUAUUGUUCGAAGAGGUUUUUAAUUUUUUGUUAAAUGGAAGAAGUGGUGAGGAAACGAUUCCGAGAAGAUUUGGAUGAGGCGGAAUCAGAUAUCGAUUCGCCGGCGGUGAAGCGGCUGAGGGAGGAUCUAUUGGACGGUGUUGACGACGACUCUGAUUUCAGCACUUCGACGCAGGAUCUAGACUCGUUCAUGAAGAGCUUUGAAGAGGAGAUCACUGCCUCGCCGGCUUCCGGUCUCAUCGCCGGAGCGGCGAAUAGCGGAGUCAUUGAUUUGGCGACGCAUCCCGGAGAUUCUCAGCAAGAUCUAGGGUAUUUAUUGGAGGCUUCCGAUGACGAGCUAGGGAUUCCUCCUCCGACGGCUUCUCCGGUGAACGAGUUGAGCACUGAGUUGGUGACAGUUGAGUCGGACUCGUCUGAGUUGCGGGACGAGUUUUGGGAAGCUCCGGGUUACGAUACUUUCGGGUUCGGGUUUGGGCAAGUUGAAAAUAGUAACGGUGACUAUGUGGCGCUGGACGGUUUGUUUGACUAUUCGGAUAUGGGAUUCGGGUCGGGUGAUGUUUCGUGGAGACCCGAAACGUUGCCUGCCCAGUAGUUUUGUCCCCACCGUAAUAUGCUACUGUUAGGGUCAAUCGAGGAAUAUUUUUAAGUAGUAUUACUUACAUUUUUUAAUAUUAUACUUUUAUUUGUUUUGAUACUGGUAAAAAACAAGAAAAAAAAGUGACGAAAUACAUAUACAGAUAUGAAGAAAUUUGUUGAAACUGAGUAUGUAAUCAGACUCUCCGUUUUGAUAUGAACCAUGUAAGGUCAUAAUUUUGACAUGAACCAUGAUGAAAUUCUUGAAA
Molecule: messenger RNA, 935 nt
Organism: Salvia splendens (bonfire salvia)
Lineage: Eukaryota; Viridiplantae; Streptophyta; Magnoliopsida; Lamiales; Lamiaceae
Exons: 1
Coding region: 128-685 (185 amino acids)
Source: RefSeq, a predicted model, not a curated record